Molecule: messenger RNA, 3337 nt
Organism: Hordeum vulgare subsp. vulgare (domesticated barley)
Lineage: Eukaryota; Viridiplantae; Streptophyta; Magnoliopsida; Poales; Poaceae
Product: ubiquitin carboxyl-terminal hydrolase 23
Exons: 11
Coding region: 227-3019 (930 amino acids)
Biological process (GO): protein deubiquitination
Cellular component (GO): cytosol; nucleus
Molecular function (GO): cysteine-type deubiquitinase activity; cysteine-type endopeptidase activity
Source: RefSeq, a predicted model, not a curated record
CCCGUCCCCGCGGCAAGAACGGCGGCUGGACAAGAAAAAAAAACCAAAAAAAAAAGAGAGAGAAGAAGAACGCAGAGCACCACACCGAUUUCCGCCCAACCUAUCGAUCGAAGCCCCGGGAUUCCAAUCCGGAAGAAAUCCCUCGAGAAAAUCGGAGUAAGCCUCGAUCCUCCUCCCUCCGGAUCCCACAGCGCCGCUCCGGCGCGACGUCGAAACCCUAGUGGGGAUGGCGGAGGUGUCCGCGGCGGCGGCGCCGGUGCCGGAGGGCGUCCUGCACAGGAGGAUAGAGUUCCACCCCGCCAGGAGGCCGCACGCCGCGGUGGCCGUCGGGGGAGGCGGGUUCCAGAUGGAGACCCUCAACCCGGAUGCCGCCGACGGGGCGGCGGCGGCGGCGGGGGGUGCGGCCAGGGGCGAGGCGGAGGCGCGGAGGUCGGAGAAGGCCGAGGCUCUGGGCUUGGAUCCGGAGCUCACCGUCGCCAGGAUCUACCUCGGGAGAAUCGGUGCUGGUCUGCAAAAUCUUGGGAACACUUGCUACCUCAACUCGGUUCUGCAAUGCUUGACGUACACCGAGCCGUUCGCAGCCUACCUGCAGAGUGGAAGGCACAAGUCUUCAUGCCGUACUGCUGGAUUUUGUGCACUGUGUGCUCUUCAGAACCAUGUUAAGACUGCGCUACAGUCAACUGGAAAAAUAGUGACUCCAUCACAAAUUGUGAAGAACUUGCGCUGCAUUUCUCGUAGCUUCCGUAAUUCGAGGCAGGAAGAUGCUCAUGAGUUAAUGGUUAACUUGCUUGAAUCAAUGCAUAAAUGCUGUUUACCUUCUGGAGUACCGAGUGAGUCUGCAAGUGCUUAUGAGAAGAGCUUAGUUCACAGAAUAUUUGGUGGCCGCCUAAGAAGUCAGGUGAAAUGCACAAGGUGCUCGCAUUGUUCCAACACAUUUGAUCCUUUCUUGGAUCUCAGUCUUGAUAUUGGCAAGGCCACAACUUUGGUGAGAGCACUUCAGAAUUUUACCGAGGAUGAACUACUUGAUGGCGGUCAAAAGCAGUAUCAGUGCGAACGCUGCAGGCAGAAAGUUGUAGCAAAGAAAAGGUUCACAAUUGAUAGGGCUCCAAAUGUUUUGACAGUUCAUCUGAAGCGCUUUAGCCCUUUCCGUCCCCGUGAAAAGAUUGACAAAAAAGUGGAUUUUCAACCUGUUCUAGACUUGAAACCAUUUAUGAGUGAUUCUAAAGGCGCAGAUUACAAAUACAGUCUUUAUGGUGUCUUGGUUCAUGCUGGUUGGAGCACUCAAUCUGGUCAUUAUUAUUGCUUUGUCCGGACUUCCAGCGGGAUGUGGCACAAUCUUGAUGAUAAUCAGGUACGCCAAGUUCGUGAGCCAGACGUACUGAAACAGAAAGCCUAUAUGUUAUUUUAUGUACGUGACAGAAUUGGGAACACAUUGGGGUGCAAAGACAACAUCACUCCUAAUCUGCCUGUAAACAAAGUGAUUCCUGGGAAGAUUUCAUCUAUCAAUGGUGCAAUCCGAAGUGGUGUAAUGGAAGCAAAAUCGAGUGGUCUGACAUCUCCUUAUGCAAAUAAGAAGUUGCAGAGUACAAGCAACGCCCAUUCUAGCGUUAGCAAUAUGACUUUAGUAGACCAUUGUUCAACAAAUGAUGGCAAAGCUGAAACUGCUGCAGCCCCUCAAAACAGUGUCCUGCCUGCCGCACAGAAAGCCCUUGGACCUCAAAAUGAUGGUGUUACAUUGUCAACUAAGUCAAAGCAAGUUGCUUCAAGUAAUCAUAAAGAGACAUCUUCAUCAGGUCAACCGGCGAGCAGCAAUCAGACAAUGGCUAAGAUGUCAUUGCAGGAACCAAAGGCUGGUGGUGCAUUUGCCAAGCUGGGAAACAAUACUUCUAUUGUCUCAUCUAUGGUCAGUGGUCCUGCUGGACUGUCAGAGACAGAUAAACAAACUUCUUGCGCUCAAACAUGUUCCAAGCCAAGCUUGAACUUGGUUGGCACGAUUACCGGGUUUACCACACAAACUUUCCAAACUAAGGAUGCUGUUGUUUCAAAUGGUGUGAUCCCUAGCACCAGCGGUGGAGGUCCAGUUUCCAGUGAGAAAAUGAAGGACUUAACAGGAUCUCUCAAGCAAGAUGACCGCACGGUGAAGGCUUUGACGAUGAGCAAGGAGAAAACCCUACUACCAGGACUUGAGCAAGUUGAUGUCGGAAAACAGAUCUCCUCGCAAGUUUCCACAAAGGUGGUUCCAGGCGAUUCAUGUAAUGGCAGAAUGACUAAAAGGGUGGACUCGAAGUCAAAGAAACUUGUGAGAUAUCCAGUAAUUAAGUUGUGGCUUCGGCCAAGACAAUUGCCACUAAAGCAACAAAAGAAGAAGCAUAAGAGAACCAAAAAGCACGCUAUAGUCAAGGACACGGCCAGUGUUGAUUGUUCUGGUGACAACAGCAGUGAGCAGCAGACAUCAACAUCAGCAACUGUGCCGCCCAAAACUGCAGAAUGUACAUCUCGUAAGCGGAAACAUUCCCAUGCUAGUGUAAGUUCUGAAAAUGACACCAAAGCAUUCAAAGAUAGCCAGCAGGUUGUUGGAGCAAGUAGUGCUGGUGCUGGUGAUCAUAACAUGGACACCAGGAACAGUAAGAGUGGAACUUCUGCUAGCACAGGGCUUCCAAAGUUGGGCUCAAGCUCUUCUGCAAAUCAAGCACAUUCAAGAAACAACGUAGAUGCAAAGAGGCAAGUCGUUAUUCACACAGAGGACUUGAGGGCGGAAGUUACUGUUCCAUGCUGGGAUGAUGUUGCCGUGCCAAACACCGAGACUAUAGAGUACAGAAGUUCAGGGAAGAAGAGCAUUGGAUAUGUGCUGGAUGAGUGGGAUGAGGAGUACGACCGUGGAAAGGCAAAGAAGGUCAGAAAAGCGAAGGAAGACGAGGACGACGACGGCACGAACCCCUUCCAGGCUGAGGCAAACCACGUAUCAGCGCGAAAGGAGAAACAAAGACCUUGGAGCAAGCCGGCCAGACCACGUCGCUAGGCGAGCUGAAGAGACGCCGCCCCAAGAAGACUCGGUAGAAAGAAAAGAAAGAAAAUGUUGUAUCGCCCGUUUUUCCAGGACGCCUUCCUUUCUUGCCUUGUUUGUUCCCUUUUCCGCCUUGUUGUUCGACUCGACGUCUCAAGUAGAACCGCACUCUUUGAUCGAUCAGGACCUGCAUUUAAUUGUGAGAGAUUCUUUGUAGCGUAGUAGCCGUGGGACAUGCCGCCGUUUUUGUCGCAGCAUUUUUUUGGUUCUUGUUACUCCAGCAGCACAGCUAUGGAUUAUCAUGAAUAAUAUGGGUUAGCCAUCCUUUCUGCA